Molecule: messenger RNA, 573 nt
Organism: Aspergillus affinis
Lineage: Eukaryota; Fungi; Ascomycota; Eurotiomycetes; Eurotiales; Aspergillaceae
Exons: 1
Source: RefSeq, a predicted model, not a curated record
AUGACCAAAGAAAGGUUCCUAGAGGAGGUCAAGAAGAACCCAGAAGUGGUCUACGAGGUCAUAAAAGGGAUGCAUGAGCUCGAGAUCAAAGAAACGAAUCGCGCCCAGAAAGCUAUCCGCAUGCUUGAGAACGAUAUUGCCGAAUUGACCGCUGAGCGUAACGCUAUCGCGGUAAAAUGGGCCCUCUCUAGGGACCGAACUGACACCCCUGGUGGCCACCGAUCUACCAAAAUCCCUGACCCGCCAAUGCUUAACAACGGCGAAGACCCAACCUUCGAGAACUGGCAGUUAGCGAUCAACCAGAAGCUGACUGCUAACGGCGACCACUAUCCUACUGCUACGCUUCGUAUCGCUUAUGUGACUAGCCGCUGCGAAGGGGAUGCGCGUCGGCAUAUAACUCCGCGUCUCUCGACCCAAGGCUACCAUGAUUUCGGCGAGAUGCUGAGCCACCUGAAAAGCAUUUUCGUGAACCCGAAUAAGGCCCGUAACGCCCGCCGGAAGUUUAACUCCAUUAAAAUGUCUGCCUUCAAAGACUACCAUACCUUCGCCUCGGAGUUCCAAUAUCUUGCAGUU